GUGUGACAUGCCUCGCGCAGUAAAUUCAGUUUAGCCAGGAGCCGAUUGCGCAUGUGCACGGUCCCUUCAAAGAUGGCAGCUCCUGUAGACUUAGAAUUGAAAAAGGCCUUUGCUGAGCUGCAGGCGAAGGUGAUGGACACACAGCAGAAAGCGAAGUUGGCAGACCUGCAGAUUGAACAGCUGAACCGCAUGAAGAAGCACGCACACCUGACCGACAGCGAGGUCACCACUCUGCCAGACGAGACCCGCAUGUACGAGGGGGUGGGAAGAAUGUUUAUCCUGCAGUCUAAAGAAGUGAUUCAUAAUCAACUCCUGGAAAAGCAGAAGGGAGCAGAUGAGAAAAUAAAGGAACUUGAGCAACGCAAGACCUACCUGGAGCGCAGUGUGAAGGAUGCCGAGGACAACAUCCGGGAGAUGCUGAUGGCGAGGAGGUCUCAGUGAUUCGGGAAGAGCAGCACAGGAACAGUCCACCACUUUUGUUUUUUUUGUUGUGUUUUUUAAAUUUUUUUAUUAAUGGCUAUUAAUUAUUUUGCACACAACACUGCAAUGUCUUGCAUAAACCAGACAGCUUAAUAAAAAAAUGUGUUCAGUUACACAAAUCUUUUCUUCUCCUGUAUUGAUGAUCAGAUCAUCGUGUGCUGAUCAAUGGGCUCAUGCUUGGAGUGUUGAAGAGUUAAAGGACUUGGCUAUCACAUUGGAAAAACAUGUGAAGAGAUGUCUACAGGAAUGGAAAUAAAACUCCUAUUGCAUACCAA
Messenger RNA from Acipenser ruthenus (sterlet), 755 nucleotides. RefSeq names its product prefoldin subunit 1. Gene Ontology annotation, molecular function: protein folding chaperone. The coding region runs from base 52 to 441 and encodes 129 amino acids. Gene Ontology annotation, cellular component: prefoldin complex; cytoplasm. Gene Ontology annotation, biological process: protein folding. The record is from RefSeq and is a predicted model, not a curated record. Lineage: Eukaryota; Metazoa; Chordata; Actinopteri; Acipenseriformes; Acipenseridae. The transcript has 4 exons.